AUGCAUUGGACAGAGUGCUAAUAAUGUGCUCUCGUGCACAAAACCACGGACAGGCAACUAAGGAGAAAAGGGACUAGCAGAAAAGCCUUACACACACUACAGUCGUGAAUUUCACCACAUAGCUUAUUUCCCUGCAUUUUGAUUAUCACUUGAAAUAUACCUGACCAAACUUGUUGCCAGGGUACCACAGAGCAUGCAAGACAGCUUAUGUUUUUUGUCAAUAUGAUACUAUCAAUUUUUGUGGAUCACUAUUACCUAUUCUCACGGUCAAGUUUCUGAGUAAGCUUUAGUAUCAAGCCUAGCAUGGACUGAGCACCAACAAAGUCUUCUGUUGAUCUUUCAAUUAUUGUUUCACUUUUAAACAUUUUAAAAUUAAAUCAGAGCUUUCAAACAUUAAUAUCCAAGCUGAGAAAUUCAACCUUGCACUCCUUUAGAAGUCAGCGUGACCUCUAAGCAAUUAAAAAAAAUUAAAGGUACUGUACCUCCCGUAGAGUCCUACUGCCAAUGUUUAUAAUUUUACAAUCCUGUCCCUCACAUGCACACCCAUUUAAAAAAAAUAUAUUUUUCAAACUAUUGCUCUAUGAAGGACAGAUACAAAAGGCAAAACAGACUCCAGGGGACAUGGUGAAACUGACUAGACUGAAAUCCGCGGUGGAACAAGAGUCAGACUGAAUAACACACACAAUGUUGAUGACUGGGGGAGAGAGUGAAGGACAUACUGUUCUUUAGCAUCAUUAUUACAGACUGUUUAAGACAAAAUGAAGAUCUUUAUUCUGAUUUGGAAACAUUAGAAUUUAAGCAUCUGAACUACAUUUUCUGUUUUCUACCUUAUAAGUUUUACUAGUCAUCCCAUAUUAUUGCAGUAACACAGAAAUGCAGGACCAGCAAUUGGUGGAAAGUCCUAGCACCAUAGAAGCAUUAAGCUGGAUGUCUUUGAAAGAUCUUACGGCCAAAGUGAGUGGUAUGUCUCUCAGUCAGAAUAAUGAGGGAAUUGAUGAAUGUAACAUAAAUGAAAGCAGAACUAAGGAAGAUACAGUGGAACUUGAAAUGCUGUAUCAGAGCAUCCCCUGGGGGAAUGGUAGAGGAAGAAAUUGUGAAGGGUUUUCUGAGAGCAUUCAUUGUACAUCAGAAUCUAACAGUUCCUGGGGUGAUUUUGAAAGUUUCAGUGAAUCCUUAGUCAAGUCUGAGAGCAUCAGUCACACUCCUGAAGUUUUGGUGAAUUCAGCAGAAACAAAAACGUCUAAAACUGAUGUGGAGUUACAUGGAGAACAUUGCAACUCUUCUCAUGGGCAUCACUGCUCCAAACCAUCUGUACACAAUGGGAGGGAAGCUAGUGCUAGUUCGCAGGAUAAGGCCAAUCUCAGCUAUGAGGAUAUUUUUAAGUUGAGUUUUCCAGAAGUCAUUGUACCACAGUCCACAGAGAGCAUAAGAAGCUUAGAUCAAGUUCUUGACACAGAUAAUGAAGACAUUGGGAUUCCUGAAUUUGCGAAGAGACAGCUUUGCAUUGACUCUGGAAACCUCUGGAGAACUCUUAGACACCCCGAUAGCACCACGGGUUUAAGAUGUCCCUGGAAUAAAUCCCACUGCCAGGAAAACUUCUUAUCUGCUCUUGGAAUAGAUAUAAAUCAAAAGAACUUCUCAGGAGACAGCAAAGAUGGUUUGGAGGAGACAAAUGUUAAAAUAAAUGAAGACUUAGAAGAUGGAUUCAAUAUUAGUAACUGUAAAGCACUAAUUCAAACCAAGUUGUCUGUAUCACCAGAUUCCAGACAUGGUCAUUUCUUUAGUUAUAACCUGUUUUUGAAGAGGACACCAUCAAAUGGAAAUAUGCAAUUUAAAACAGUCCCAGGAAAGAAGAGGAUUUUCAGUACACACAGUCUUAAAAUGAAAAUUUUCAAUAGUGAUGUUUGCUAAAGUAAAAGUACCUAUCUUUCCUUCAUUUUGUUACUGGGUUGUUACCGAAGACUAGAGAUGUUUUUGUGAAGAAAAAAGAAAAAAAAUCUUAUGUAAUAGCUGUAUGUCGCACCUAAAGCAAUUCUCUUACUAAAAGGUACUUAUUCUAUUUAGUUUUAGAUUCUAGUUUUGUCCUAGUAAAUUUUGGUGGCAGUCAUGGUAAAUGAUGAAGUCAUAUCUUGUACGGUAAUCCAGCUAGAAUCAAGCGUUACAUUUAAAGGCAUUUGGUCGUCGCUCUGUGACCUUUUAAACAACUGUUCCCUUUUGGGUCUAAAUGGAUCUUUUUAAUUCAAACUCCCUCCUCUCCCCAAAAAUCUGAACACAUCUUUGGUGUGUUGUAAGGUGUGCCUUGGUGUUACCAUUUCUUUUCCUUGACUUGCUUUGUUUUGGACCAUCCUUGGGUCUGGUACUGUGUGCUGCUGAUCCCUUACUCUGAGGGGCCCCUCUCCACCUCCACUACACACACUAUGACUUUCACAUCAUUUUCUGUUUAUAACCAUGGCUCUGUACAGUUUUACCUCCGUUGCUGAAUGGCAUUUUUACUGAGUGGCGUUCUAACACAGUUUAACCAGCUAGCCUGGAUGAAGUCAGUGUUAUAAUCAGGUUCAGAAACUGUUCUAGGAUCAGUCUCUGCUUGUAAUAGAAUGUCUUUUGAAUGUGUUUGUAACGCGACUUUAGAAACAUUCAGCCCCCAACCAUUUAAAACUGUGCAUAGUCAUCAUGGUUGUAAAACUGUUAGAAGCUAGUUGUGCAGUCAAGGCCUUAUACUGUGCAGUACUGUAGGCUGCUAUUUUAAGACUUUAAAUUUCAUACUAAUGACUAACUAGUUUGCCCACUGUCCUGCAUGUACAAGUCCCAUAGUACCAAGUCAGGUACACUUCAUAUUUAAUAUCAGCCACAGAAGCUAUGGCUCGCUCAUGACAAACAUUCAUCUUCACUUGGUGUAUAAGUUACUCAUUAGCAAGAACUUUAUAUGCAGGUUAUAGCAAUAUUUUUGUUAUUUUGUCCCUUAUGAAUGUGAAAACUUUGUAUGAUUGUUUUUAUUCUAACAAGCCAGAUAAGCCUCUGUGACUUUAUGUAGAUAACUUUACUGCAUUAUAACAAGAGGUUUUGUACAUGUUAAAGUAUACUGUAUAUAGUCGAAUUGUAAAGGCAUGUGACAGAGAAACUGGAUAAUCUGAAAUUAAAUGUUUUAAAUGUUAAUUUAAAUACUAAAAUAAUUCAUUCUUUUUGUGUUAGGACCUGUAUUUAAAUGAGAUUCUCACUAAGGCCUUGCCAAGACUUAUGCACAUGCUUAACUUUAAGGACAUGCGUAGUCUAUGCAUAGGUAUUGGCAGAAUCGAGGCCUAAAUCUGGGUAAACUCCAUUCAGCAGUAAAAUCAGAGCUGAGUUAUACAUUUAGUAGCAGUAGUAACUUUCAGGAUACCUCAGUGCUAUUAAUUUAGGGAAAAGUGUUUGCAUAAUGUCUACUCAGUUAAUGGCAACAGUUUAGCUUAACCAUUAGUCUUUUAUUUGAAUAGGUGCCAUUUAAAAUGGCCCAGGAAUCUAGGGCUCUGAUCCUGUAAUGAUUUCUGCAUGGCUAGACCCAAAGCUUUAUGUGGGUGUAGGAUCAGGGCCGAAGGUCUUAUAACUUUAAAGAAACACUGAGCUUCCUAGCUUCGGAAACCUUCUUAUAGUAAAAAGUUGGCAAGAGCUAACAAAUCUGCACUGAUUUUUGUAAUGUUGUAUUUAAUAAAAUG
Terrapene triunguis (Three-toed box turtle) is the source of this 3689-nucleotide messenger RNA. It is a transcript of the gene CLBA1, whose product is annotated as clathrin binding box of aftiphilin containing 1. The transcript is spliced from 6 exons. Gene Ontology annotation, biological process: intracellular transport. Gene Ontology annotation, molecular function: clathrin binding. Gene Ontology annotation, cellular component: AP-1 adaptor complex; trans-Golgi network membrane. Bases 874 to 1911 code for a protein of 345 amino acids. The record is from RefSeq and is a predicted model, not a curated record. Lineage: Eukaryota; Metazoa; Chordata; Testudines; Emydidae.